AUGUCGUCUUGCCAUCAUGUAAACUCGCACCUGUUUGGCCCCAGGCUUCCCCUGCUGUACACCUGGAGGCGAGAUAACGGCCCCAUCCCCCAGAAGGCAUCCUUUCUGGACGACCGGCGCGUGUUGAUCCUCCCGGACGCGCAGGUGGAGGACUCGGGCAACUACACGUGUCGUGUGGAACGUGCUGGCCGCGCCACGGACUCCGGCACCAUCAGCCUGCUGGUGCAAGCGGCGCCAUUUUUCAUGUUCCCACUACGUGAUCAGCACGUCGACAUCAACAGCACGGUAUCGCUCCGCUGUCAGGCCGGAGGAGUGCCCACCCCGACCUACGCGUGGUUUAAAAACGGCCAACCUUUGACCUCGAUACCUGACGACGUGGAGGUCAGCGGCAACGUGGUGGUCAUCAAGAAGGCGGAGCCAGCCCGCCAUAGCGGCAUGUACGAGUGCUCGGCCACCAACCUGCAUGGCACUCGAAUAUCGUCCGCUCAGCUCAGGAUUCUGGCGUUUGCCCCGUCUUCAAGAAUCAGCCUGUCUUCGAUUCUCAAAUGGCCACCCGAGAAGGAAACACGACCAUCGUCUGUCAGCCAGAAGCAUCCCCAGCACCAGCAGUCACGUGGUCUUUCAAUGGCAGGUUUCUGGACCUCGUCCGAGGGGUCGAGAGCCGAGUGAUGCUGCUGACCAGUGGCAACCUCCUCAUCUCACAGAUACAGCCGGCAGACCAGGGGCGGUACACGUGCACUGCAGAGAACUUGUACGGUG
Pomacea canaliculata is the source of this 759-nucleotide messenger RNA. Its product is annotated as contactin-5-like. The coding region runs from base 1 to 669 and encodes 222 amino acids. NCBI's taxonomy places the organism in Eukaryota, Metazoa, Mollusca, Gastropoda, Architaenioglossa, Ampullariidae. The record is from RefSeq and is a predicted model, not a curated record. The transcript is spliced from 3 exons. Gene Ontology annotation, cellular component: axon; plasma membrane. Gene Ontology annotation, biological process: dendrite self-avoidance; axon guidance; homophilic cell-cell adhesion. Gene Ontology annotation, molecular function: cell-cell adhesion mediator activity.